GACAUGACAUGACGGAACAUGCACAGAGUAGGUACUGUCAAGUGUCAAAUUAAUUAGAAUUCGUGGCUCGGCUAUUUUAUUUCAGCUUGUUUUUCAGUUUUCAGCGUAAAUAUAAUAAAUUACGGUUUCAGUGUAGUGGAAAUAUAUGUAAAAUUGAGCUACAGCCAUGGGUAUAGCAGUGAGCCGCUACUCGGACCUAGCCGACAAUGAGUUGCUGAUACGGUUCUGCUCAACAGAAGUUUUGUGUCCAAAUGAACCAUUUUGGAAUCAACUCCUGGCAUUCAAUAUAAACCCUCCGAGCAGUGCUGAAGAACAGUUGAUAUUUGACUCAAGCACUGAGGCCCUGCUGCAGAAGUUUCUGGUGAACAACCCACAGACGGGCAACCUCGGCUCGCUGGUGCAGGUGUUCAUCACCAGAGCCACUGAGCUGCUCGCCUCGCCCAGCACUGACAAUGUGAUGCUGGCAUGGCAGACAUACAACGCGUUGUUCGUGAUACGCGGCGUGGUGAAGUACCUGGUGGAGGUGGUGCCUGAGUACCGACUCGGCCAGCAUCUGGACGUUCAGGGGAGCCGGGGCGAGGAGUGCGAUCCAGUUAACUCACCACCCACACCGCCCACUUCGCCUGUGUCCGGCUCGCCACCCACCCCCGCCACGCCUACUCAAGACUCGCCUACCCAAGACUCGCCUACGCAAGACUCGCCUAUCCUCCCCGUGGAUGCGUUGAAAGAGAAGCCUCUGAACAGUGAAAGUCGGCUGGAGAUGCUGUGUGACGCAUUGAUUGGACUUAUUUGUCAUGUUAAUGUUACAGACAACACAUACUACCUGCACUUGGAGUGUAUAAACACUCUCCUAGUGCUCAUGUCAGUGUAUAUGUUCGCCAACGUGCACGGACAGACGAGGCUGGUCGAGACGUCGCUUAUAUACAGGACAAUAUUCGUGGGUCGCUACAGCCUGCUAGCUCCGCUGCUGGUCCGAGCUCUCCUCAACAACACCAGCGCGCUGCGAGCCGCGCCUGAGCAUAAAUUCGCCCCGGGUGGAGGUCACAAUAGCCUGGUCAUUAACUUAGCCUCGGGCCUAUGGAACAUGCUAAGCUUCAACAAGUCCUACCAACGACCGACUCUACUGACCAAUCCGACGACAGAUCCGGCGACUGUUAAACAGCGGUUGCUGCAUGAACAUCCGGUAGCCAAUCAGAGCUGUUUGCUGCUGCUGGUGUUGACCAAUCACUGCGUCGGGAAUAAUCUGUAUAGGACGUAUACGUGUAUGUGCGCUGAUACUGCAGACCCUGCUUCAACGACGCCGCAGAAGGAAGGCAAUGCACAGAUUACUCCGCCUAGGAUAGAAAUGGCUGCUCUCCACCGCGCCCUCUGUGCCACAGCCUCCUGCGAACACACCACGCUCCUCAUCUACCUGAUGCUGCACUCCAGUGCCCACUACCGGAGAUAUGUGCACUCACAUCCACACGUGGAGGAGAUGAUAAUACCAAUACUGCAAAGUCUGUACAACGCGGAGGACAGCACGUCUCACCACAUGUACAUGUCGCUGAUUGUACUGCUCAUACUCACCGAGGACGACAAUUUAAUCAAAAGUGUUCACCAGAUUAUGAUAAAAAACCCCAGCUGGUACACCGAGCGAGCGAUCCCGGAGAUCAGCGUGGGAGGCCUCAUGGUACUGGUCAUGAUCCGUACAGUACAGUACAACAUCGUGCGGGCCAGGGACAAGUACCUGCACACGAAUUGCCUAGCUGCUAUAGCCAACAUGAGCUGUGAAUUUAGGAAUCUACAUCCAUACGUGGCGCAACGACUAGUCGGCUUGUACGAGACGUUAUCAAAGCGACGGGCGAGACUGUCGGACGAUUUAGAAGAAAAAGACCUCGUAGAAACAGAAGUAAAUGAAACUUGGGAGCACAUGGGCGCUCUCGACGAGGUGCUACGAAUGUUGCUGGAGAUCAUGAACUGCUGUCUCUCGGCGCAACUGCAAAAUAACCUUAAUUUAGUCUACGCGUUGCUGCACAAGAAACAUGUGUUUGAAACCGCGAACAGCAAUGUGGCGCUUAAUAUUAACAUGGUGAUAGGUUACUUCUCGUCGCGGCUGCAACGGGUGCAGGAGGGGGCGGGGGGGGACCUCGGAGUCAGCGAGGUGCUCGCGUGCAUCAAGAAGGGCGCUGAACAGUGGUCUAACGAUCGGCUUCAGAAAUUCCCCGAACUAAAAUUCCGUUACGUCGAAGAGGAAAAACCCGAAGAGUUCUUCACUCCGUACGUGUGGAGCCUCGUCAGCAGCUGCGGCACCAUCUACUGGGCCAGCGAGUGCAGCGCCAGAGCCGUUAGAGACCUGGUGUGCUAGUGUUAGAGCCCGUCCGUGCUAGACCCCGAUCGUGCUUAAGAUAACAAGUGUGCUCGUGUGAGCGCAGUUAGAGACCUGGUGUGCUAGUGUUAGAGCCCGACCAUGCUAUUUUUAGACUCUGAAAGUCCUAAAGGGCCAUCCGUACUAGUGUUAUAAUGAUCUGGUGCUCUAAUGUUAGAGCCUGACCGUGCUGUGUUAGAGCCUUGUCGUGCUGGAGUUAGAGCCUGACCGUGCUAGUGUUAGAAACUUUGAGGGUGAUUAUUAGCGGUAUUGGAAUUAAUUAAAUGAUAUGGCGACUUAUCUAAAAGGACAGUAUUAAGGUGCGUCUUAUACCUACGCUCUGUUUAGUAAUGUUCGCUAUUAUAUUUUUAUGAUGUUUACUUUUAGAAUUUGACAGUUUCACACACUAUUCAGACGAAAAAAACAUUACUGUCGUAGGGAUCAAGAUCACAAUCGCUGAAGUUGCACGAUGGAAAAAUCAGUUUACUAUUUUAAUUUUUUCGUAAAUUUUAUUGCAACACGAAUGAAAAAGCAUUAUGUCAAGUUGAAAUCGCUAUAAUUCUAUAACUUUCUUCGUGUUCACAACCAUCAAGGUUAACUGGAUGACAUGGUAUUAGCAUCAGUUCGCCUAUGUACAAAAAUUAUGUGCAAUAAAUAAUUUAAUAAUAAUAUAAUGUAUUGUUUUUCAGUAAUCCAGUUGUUUCGGGUUUUCCGUUUGUUGUUCAUUUCUUCUAUGUCCAUAUUCUGGUCGCGAUGUCCAGGGGUACAUUAGGUGCCAUCUCAUCUUGUUACGGGGCCUGAAAACAUAUAUUCAUCGUAUGUAUUAUCGAUAAAUUGGACAGUCAGUAUCCUAUCCAACUUUGAGGUUGCUUUUAUACCAGAGAUACAAAACGCAAGGUAUUGUUUUGAAAUCAAACCAGCAUAGGUUUUAUUGUAUUUUGCAUGUAUACUAGAUACAUAGUAAUAUUUUUAUUAGAAAUCUACCUAUAUUUAAAAGUUAGUUGUUUUUUGCUUUCCGAUUUAAACAACAUUUUUUUUUCUGUUAGGGUUUUAUUAAUCUUUCUUUCAUUGUUAGGUUUAUUUAAUUCAUAAAGUAGAUUCGAUUAUGGCACUUAUUCUCAAAAUGCCAGAAGGUACCAAAUAGUGUAUGUAAAUGCGAAUUUCAACACAAUAAUGUAAAUAAAUAUGCACUUAGAUUUUCAUAUAAUAAUGUAGGUAACUUUACAAAUUUAUUGUAGAUUUCGUAAUCAAUAGAUAAGACUUUCGAUUUGUUUCUAUUUAAUUAAUUAUUAAUAAAUAAUUUAAUUAAAACUGAUAGAGGUAUAUAGAAUUUAUUUCAUUAGCACCUCAAAAUCUAACAUGGCCUUUUCGUUUCUCACUGCUUACUUACUAACCCUUUAGUUUAAAUUAACUAUAAUCUACAAAAAUAUUGGAUAUUUCUUUAAUCUUUGUAUACUUACGAAGAAAUCGAAGAGUCCUAGACUUCUACUAGUAGUAUUAUACUGAAUUUAUAGCUGUAAUUUUCAAUUUAGAUACUUAUGUUUGUAAAGAAUAUCAAGUAGGAUAUUGAAUUUUUUUUUUAUUAUUCUUAUUAUACCUACUAGCGGCUUAAAGUCAGUCGGGAGGCGAUACAAUUAUGAUAAUACCUUAUUAUUUUACAUAUUUAAAUAAAUUCUAUUUAAUUA
Messenger RNA from Plutella xylostella (diamondback moth), 4029 nucleotides. Its product is annotated as dymeclin. Gene Ontology annotation, biological process: Golgi organization. The record is from RefSeq and is a predicted model, not a curated record. Gene Ontology annotation, cellular component: Golgi apparatus. Lineage: Eukaryota; Metazoa; Arthropoda; Insecta; Lepidoptera; Plutellidae.